ACCAUUUUGCAUCACAGAAUAUGCCGCAGCGGUGCAGCCGCAUGGACUCUGGGGCCUGUGAUUGUAUUGCCCAGACCAGUUGGUCUCCUAGUGGAAAAUCCUUAAAAAUGCUCUGGAACAGAGAGAGAGAUGAAUAGACAGGGGGAUUAACAUAGAGAGAAGGAUGAACAGAAAAAGAUGAAUAGAAAUAGGGAUGGACACAGAGAGAGGGACAAAUAGAGAAAGAUGAACAGUGAUAAGACUGAACAGAGAGAGAGAGAGAGAGAGAGAGAUGAACUGAACUGUUGUGUUGACUGAGGAUGGCGUGACUCCAAAGAUUUACAGCCACAGAAACAGAUGGAGAGAAAAAGAAAGAGGGAAAAUAAUAAAGAGAGGGAGAGUGCAGAUUUUGCUACAGAAUAGUGAAAAGGACAAAGAAGAAAGGAACAAAAACAAGAGGAAUAUAAACAGAAGAGAGACCGAUACAGACAGAUGGACAAAGGCAGUGCGGUAAGCAUUUUAACAUUAAUAACUGAAGGGACAGCAGAGUGACAUAAUAAACACCAUGUCAUUAUAAUGAAUAUACAUAUGGUACUAAUGUAUAAUAAUAAUAAUAAUAAUAAUAAUAAUACAGAUGCUCAGACAAACACAUCUCCUUCUGCUUUCCCUCCUGAUGAUCUUCAACCUCUGCAUCACCUCGAUCAUACAGGAGCAGCAGGGAGGGCGAGCUCAACGCAAACAGAAGCAGAUGGACAGUGAGUUGAAGCCAUAUGUGGGUCGAGUGGAUGCAGUGUUCCUGUGUGAUUUAAUGAAGUGUUACAGUCCUGUUGGAUCACAAUGUCAGGUGGUGAAGAAUGGAGACAUUCUCAUCCCAAAGUGUGUUUGUCCCACCACCUGCCCACAACAGGAAGCGCCAGUGUGUAGUGUUGUAGGUAAAACCUACAUCAACGAGUGUCUUCUUCACAAAGAGGCAUGUCGCAAAAAACGCCGCAUUGGAAAGGCACACAGUGGACCAUGUUUGGAGGUUGGAGUGUGUUCAGAGCAGGAGUUCGGUCAGUUCCCCUACAGGCUGCUCGACUGGUUCUUGUUAAUCAGCAGAAUGGGAACACGAUACACAACAGCACACACACCAAGCUGCAUCACACACUCAGAGAGAAUACAGCUUGCACAGAGCUGGUUUUCUCUGUUGGAUCGCAAUAAAAAUGGGAAGUUGAGUAUGAAGGAUCUAAAGAAGCUUCACUAUAAGAAGAUGCCACUGGAACACUGCGCUAACACAUUCUUCAAGUCAUGUGACAGGAACAGGAAUAAUAAAGUGACUGUGAGUGAGUGGACUUCCUGUUUGGUGGAUCGAUCUGAGCGAUGGUUUAAUGAAUACAUGUCAAUGAAAAUGGGCUCGAGGAAACUGUGCUGAGCACAGCAGCAUGGACACGCAGAACGGAUCUGAAUAGAGAUGAAUUUAUUCUUCCUGUAAUAUUCAUUUAUUCCACUGUAUGUAUGGAUCCUGAAUAAUCCUGUUAGUCCCAAUAAUAAAAUUAU
Molecule: messenger RNA, 1515 nt
Organism: Neoarius graeffei (lesser salmon catfish)
Lineage: Eukaryota; Metazoa; Chordata; Actinopteri; Siluriformes; Ariidae
Gene: sparcl2
Product: SPARC-like 2
Exons: 9
Coding region: 614-1390 (258 amino acids)
Biological process (GO): anatomical structure development
Molecular function (GO): extracellular matrix binding; collagen binding; calcium ion binding
Source: RefSeq, a predicted model, not a curated record